Molecule: messenger RNA, 1932 nt
Organism: Letharia lupina
Lineage: Eukaryota; Fungi; Ascomycota; Lecanoromycetes; Lecanorales; Parmeliaceae
Exons: 4
Coding region: 1-1932 (643 amino acids)
Biological process (GO): regulatory ncRNA-mediated gene silencing
Cellular component (GO): ARC complex
Source: RefSeq, a predicted model, not a curated record
AUGGCAGAUCAACAGCAGCACACAGCUACAGAUGAUGUUGUUGAGAUAGAGCCUUUGACCGGGCUUAACCUCAUCUCCGAUGCUACCACCAAUGUCAACAUCCCCAAGAAGUCAACUAUUUUGGCCGAGGUUGACCCAAACUCUGUGUCCAUUGUCAACGAUGACGCUCCUGUCAACACAAAUUCCAAGUCGGCUGCGGAACCCAAGACAGUGUCGAUCGCUGAGCCAAACGAGGAGGCAAGGGGCAUCGAUGAGAACCUAGAAGUAGCCUUACCAGAAGGCGAGGACCAUGAAGAAGACGACAAUAUUGACGGAACGAACAUGCAUAUGGAAGUGGGCGCGAAGAAGAAAAAGAGCAAGAAGAGAAAGCCAAAGAGCCAGAGAGGAUUAAAUAAUCCAACAGGAUUCGAGGAGUACUACGUUGAUCCUCCCAUCACACCAGUCGAGUACGAAGAAGAGAAGAGCAUGUAUGAUACGCGUAUCGAGAAAGCAAUUCAGCGUUUCUUAGCGAAGCGCAACCUUGACUCCACUCGCAAGAACCUCUUCACCAAAUACCUUAUCCACGGUGGCAUCGAAGCAGGACCAAAUAUGUUCUCAGGAGGCCUUGACACCGAAACCUUGGAAACAAUGACCGCCGCAGAAAUCGCCGAACUUCGUGCAACGACCUUCGUUAGUUCCGACAAGAACGACAUCGGCAAGUCCGAUCAUGUUGUCGACUUCGAAGGGUGUCUUGGAUCGUUUCUAUCUCACACACUUCCUGGUCAAUUCGAACUAUGCUCCGAGGAGAAGAUCAAGUACUUCGUCGGCAUCAUCCGCAACUUCUUCAAUUACCUUUUGCAUCAUGAUGUCUGUCCAGAAUAUAACGACCAGAUCUAUGCGGCACGCACUCUGUGUGAUAAGGCAGAGAAAGAGCUUUGGGCUAUCUCACAAUGCAAUGUUAUAUUUCCCGGCGACUUCAACAAAUCCUGCUCGGAGAUCUUCGGCGGCAUGUACCAGGGAAUAUGGUCGGCGAAUCAGGAAUGGCUGCAAGGCAAGGACAUAGACUAUGAAAUUGGCAUUAGUCCUCAUCACGCCCGUAAAGUUUUCAAAUACGCCCUAGCAGCUAACGCCGACGACGACAUUCACGAGACCUACAGAAAGCAGCUGGAAGAAAAAACCACUACCAUCGCAAAGGUGAACGAAAACAUCGGAUUCGAAGUUACAGAAAUCCUUUUCCCCGCUCAAGAGAUCCUGGACUUCUACGCCCAACCUGAGGCUGCAGGCCUUAAGCCUGUCGGCAAGAUGAGAGCGAAGACCUGGAUUAUCCCCACGGCGGCUGGCGAAGACUUAACUGAAGAAGAGGAAGCAGCACUCGCCGCAAAGAUCCCAGAGAUCAAGCGGUACGAGUUCUGGGUCGAAAAGGAGAUCCUGUCACACUGUGUCGUGGGAAUGAAGCUCGAAGCUACAGUCACGGAGCUUAGCUUUGGGGUGUCAUAUUUUGACGCUCUGUCUGGCGUGCAUUGCUCUUUCUACCAACUUUUGCCAAAUGAGUUGAUGGAGGGGUGGAGGGCGCCUGAAAAAGAGUGGCUACCGAUGAGGAAGAAGCCGGGGGGUGCUGAGAACCGUGACGCAGACUUCAAUGAUAUACCAGGCGAGGUCGGUGAGGAGAAUAAGACGCAGGAUGCUGGCACUGCUUCCGGAGAGCAGCUUCCAGAAAACACCGUGCACGGAACGAAUAACGCGGGAGAUGGAUUUCAGAAAAUGAAGGAAGAUACAGGCCAUGCAAACGAAAACGGUGGCAAUCGCAGUACGAAUGGGAACAUCACUGCGGUGCAGAUGGCUGAUGUUGCCAUCGAAGUUCGCGAGACGGGGGAGAAACUCAUACAAGUGCCAUGUAACGCAGAAAAGGUUGUGGAAAAGACCUUUGAUAUCAAAUCGAGAUACGAUGACUGA